Molecule: messenger RNA, 858 nt
Organism: Rotaria socialis
Lineage: Eukaryota; Metazoa; Rotifera; Eurotatoria; Philodinida; Philodinidae
Source: the annotation of a GenBank genome assembly
AUGUCAUUACUUCCAUGGUACCGUUAUCCUUUUUGGGAUGAUCCAUUAGAUCCAUUCUUUUUGUAUCCCAUUGAUUUCUUUGAUCCAUGGUUUGAUAUUGGUUUGUUUCCACCGUUUCCUCCGGCGACGAGAUCAUUUCGAUGGAUCAAAGAACAUGAACGAAUACGAUAUAGAUCAACAAAUGUAUCAAGUAAUACUACAAGUCUUCCACCACCAAGACGAAUUCCUCCGCCAGAAAAGUUUCGUGUUCAACUUGAUGUGAGCGGAUUCAAACCUGAAUCAGUCAGAACAAGACUUGAAGGUUCCAAAAUAAUUGUCGAAGCCAAAGAAGAGGAUCGAGAGGCACGUGGUGAUUUUCAACUUCGAGAAUUUCGAAAAUCAUACGAACUUCCAGGAUAUGCUAAUGCCAAUGAUUUGGUUUCACAUGUAGCGCCAAACAACAUGUUGUUUAUCGAAGUACCAAUAACAAAGCCUGAAACAGAACGCCGACUUGAACAAGUCAAAACUGACAGUCGAAGUCUGGUUCGAUUUAGUGAUCAGAACGUUUCAGCUUUAGAUGAUGCUGGAUUUUUGGGUAGCUCCGAUUUUCAACGUCGUAUUGUUGAUAAAGGAAAUAAUCAAAAACAAUUGGAAUUAACCGUUAGCAUGAAAGAUUAUAAACCAGAAGAAAUCAAAUUAUCAGUAAAAUUUAAUAUAUUGAGUGUUCGAGGUGAACAUCGAUAUAACGAUGGAACUCGCUUUGAACGAUCAUAUUUCUUUAAAACAACAACAUUACCACGUGGUGCACAAGUUGACCUUAUUCAAUCUACUUUCACAGAUGAUGGCCAAUUGAAAAUUGAUGUUCCACUUAUUGAUUGA